Molecule: messenger RNA, 1188 nt
Organism: Rodentolepis nana
Lineage: Eukaryota; Metazoa; Platyhelminthes; Cestoda; Cyclophyllidea; Hymenolepididae
Source: the annotation of a GenBank genome assembly
AUGAAUGUUCGAUCAGUACCUGUUGCGCCAACGAAUGGCAGCGUUUCGUCAACACUGCCCCAUCCAAUCACUGUCCACUUUGUCGCUGAUUGGUGGAGACAUAAGUGUAAGGUUCUACUAGGCAUGCGCCACUGCAAAUCAAUUCGUCAUCCCACUUUGCAUGCAUACGCCGACUUCGCUUCUUAUUUUGGUCUUGAUGAGAAUCAGGAUUAUAUUGAUAUGGCUUCACACAACAGCUUUGACAAUCAAGCUUCUGCUUUACUAGAUAGACAUCAACAAUCUCCUAACGCACAACCCCCUCCUUCCUCUUCUCCUAAUUUUCUUGGCGCGGGAUCCUCUCCCAUCGUUUUUUCCCAGCCAGCUUUAAAUUUGAAUCUCCUGCGGUCCAUGGAUGAUAACCCCAAUUCCCCACCCAUUCCUCCUCAUCAAACUGCGUCAAUAGGGUCCGCCUUGACAACCGUCGGGGCCGUUCUAAGAUCUGCAGUCCCUCCGACCAAUUCCGCAGGUUGCGUCCUCAUUGACAGGCAACCACAACCCAUAGAGGCGGUUCAGAAUCUCGUAUCUCAACUACGAGAGGAGAUAGCCAUUCGAGACGCUCAGAUUGCCCGUUUAACGGGAGAGGUCAAGAGUCUACGACGGUUAGUUGGUGAUCGAAAUCGUGAUGUAGAUCAGUUGAGAUCAGUUCUGGAUCAGAAGUAUAUUCCUGCGAAUAGUACCAAUCAUGCUUCUACUGCAGAUCCUAUUAUUGAUGGUAAUAUAACUACCGGCGUUAUUAAUGAAUUCGUGGAUUAUGGAGAGGGGAGAUCCAUCCAAAUUCCCUUGGUGCCUUCCCCUCAACCCCAAGUCCAGGGGCCACCUGCACGCAUAAAAAAACAGGGCGUUUGUGGUGAAAGUGUCUCCCGAAAUGCUAAUAUUGGAUUUGUUCAUUACGAAAAGGAUCACAACAAGUCUCGGCACGUCACAACUCGUCUCUUUUAUCUUGGCACGAUUGUAGUUCGCAUUCGAGGCGCUAAAUUGGACUGCAUUCAUAGAAAGGAAUUUGAUAUGCAAAUGGGCAAUCGCGUCUGUUUUGUCCAUUUGAGCAAAUGCUUGUUCUGGGGACACGAUUCGAUUUGGGGAGGGGCUUCUGUACAGAUGAUCUUUGCUGAUGAAAAGAGGAAAGUAACUUUGGAAGUUACAGUCUUUUGA